This is a messenger RNA of Plodia interpunctella (Indianmeal moth), 2429 nucleotides long. RefSeq lists its product as uncharacterized. Gene Ontology annotation, molecular function: 2-oxoglutarate-dependent dioxygenase activity. Bases 203 to 1177 code for a protein of 324 amino acids. Lineage: Eukaryota; Metazoa; Arthropoda; Insecta; Lepidoptera; Pyralidae. The record is from RefSeq and is a predicted model, not a curated record. The transcript has 5 exons.
CCUGAAAUACGUAAGGGAAGUAAUCCGUAGGGCAAAGAUUUAUUUUGACAUACCUACCCGAACUAGGAUGAAGUAUAAAGGAAAGCAUAAAGCAAAUUAUAAAGGGCUUUCUAAGUAUAUCAUCUCUGUGUAAAUCCAUACGAGCUUAUAAAUACAGCAUCCUACCAACCGACCUUUCAGUCGGCUCAACACAGACCUGAAAAUGGGUGACCACAAAUCCAGCGACAAAACGGUCAAAAACGCCGAAAUAAAACUGCAGAAAAUUCUGAAUAAAAUUGAAAAUUUACGUCUCAGUGAUUCUUAUGUUUCGAGUCUUCAUCGUCCGAGAAAAGGAAGGGUUUUUAAUUUUACGGGGAAUUUCGGGUGGAAUUGGAUGACGAAGAGUAUUAUUUUCGUCGUUAUUUCAGUGUUUAGUGCCUGGUGGAUUAAUAAAGAAGUGUUCGCAGAUAAUUGCGAUGCUGCCGGCAACCGUUUAGGGCCGACCAGGACCCAGCAAGCCUUGUUUCGCCCCCCUGAAGACUGCACCAUGUGUGUUGGCGUGGAUAAUGUAGUACGCAUCGCUAACGUGUCCCCGGCUCUGUUUGAGUUGGAAUACGCGUACGGGACGGUCCCAGUUAUUGUCACUGAUGCUAUGAAGGACUGGAGAGCCAUUCAGGAAUUCAACUUCACAUUCUUCGCAGAUUUCUACACGCACCUUAAAUCGAGCGAAAAAUUCGGCUCCUGUUUCUAUUAUCCAUACAAGUCUGGACUAAACUCCUUACACGAAGUAUUUAAUAUGGACGAGAAGCGCGCCAAUUUGUCCGGAGAACCCUGGUAUGUUGGGUGGAGCACGUGCACCUUCGAAGAAGCGGAGAGGUUACGUGCCUAUUACAAUCGACCGUAUUUUCUGCCGAAGACUUCAGAGAGCUUGCCAGUUGAUUGGAUUUUCAUGGGAGGUCCAGGACAGGGCGCUCAUAUGCAUGUGGACACAGUGCGGUACAUAUCGUGGCAGGCGCAGGUGCGCGGGCGCAAGCAGUGGCAACUGGCGCCUCCGCCGGAGUGUCUCUACCGUUGUCGAUGGUUCUCCUUCACCGUCGAGCCAGGGGAGACAUUGGUACUUGACACAAACCGAUGGUAUCACAAGACCAGCGUGCUGCCAGGCGACAUCAGUAUCACCAUCGGCGCCGAAUACGAUUGAACACUAUUUCUCUUGGGUGAAUUUCACGACAGUUUGAAUUGCGGCGUGUUUCAUUAGUGUCGCACAUUUUUUUUAAAUAAAGAAUAUAUAUUUUUUUAAAUUAAUCAUUUGUAAAAUUAACAUUUUUUUAUUAUUUAUUUAUUUAAUUAUUUAUUCAUUGUACCAGUACUUCACUUAUUUAUAAAACAGGAUAAUUAAAUUUAUUACAAAGUAUGGUACAAUUUAAUAAACACUAAUGAUAGCCCACGGCGACGUUCGAAACGCUCGUGAAAUUCAUCCCCUAGGACUAUGAGUUAAAUGUAUUUUUAUUAUUGUUUUAUUGAGGUUUACAUUUUUCCGCGAGGUAUACCCAGUGGCGAAGCUCCCGGAGGGCUAGACGGGGGUUUGUCCCGGGCCCUCCAAGCUCAGGGGGCACUCCAACUUUGAAUUAAUAAAACUAGAGUAUGAAUAGAAUGGUUUAGAUUUUUAGAAUCAUAUAGGGAAAACUAUUUACUGAUUCACUGUACAAUAACGACAUCAGUUAGAGCACGGGGCUUUAGAAGUCCCCGUGCGUCACCCAGAUGGAGAACUUAGGUGAAGCACGGGUCCGGACCCAAUUUUUCUGCCAGUAUUCCAAUAUAGCUAAGCUAGCUAACAUUUAUAUUUCGACUUAUUUAUAAUCUGGAUUACGACGAAUUUGGAAAACGUCGAAUAUAUAACAAAAAAAGAACAGUAAAUAAGUAUAUAAGACUUCAUUGAGUGAGUCAUAAUCGUAAAAUAAGUGUUAAUUGCAUUUUAGAUGUAAUUAUGAAAUAAAAUGCCAUUAUUAUGCUACCAAAACAAUGUUUAUUCAUCACCAAUAAUAUUUCCUACGCGAACGUAUCGCGUUAAAUCAGAAUAAAACUAUUUCAGACUGGAAUGGCAAGGCGCGCGUGCGCAUCACAAUAAAGAGAGCCUCGGAAAAUCCAAUAAAAAUUAAGUACAGAAAUUGGUGAUUACAAAAUAAUUCCACACGGUUAUUUCUUAAAAAAUCGUCUGCUAAAAAUGCUAUUCAACUAACAAAAUAUAUUAAAAAAAAUCACCUCAAACAUUUUCGCUAAGAUUUCUUAAUUUAAAGAAGCUGUGAUACAAGGUCUGAGUACAUCGCUUAGAUAUUAUUAUUUUUAACAAAUUACAGGGCAGGUAUAGUGAUAUUAUUACGAUAAAAGUUCAAAAUUUCUACAUCAUAUAAUAAGUUAAAUUUCGGAUAUUUUUUAAUAGAAACAUUUCUAUU